This is a messenger RNA of Impatiens glandulifera, 2393 nucleotides long. RefSeq lists its product as uncharacterized. Bases 21 to 2273 code for a protein of 750 amino acids. The record is from RefSeq and is a predicted model, not a curated record. NCBI's taxonomy places the organism in Eukaryota, Viridiplantae, Streptophyta, Magnoliopsida, Ericales, Balsaminaceae. Gene Ontology annotation, biological process: DNA-templated transcription. Gene Ontology annotation, molecular function: chromatin binding. The transcript is spliced from 11 exons.
GCUAGCGCAAAGAGUGAGAGAUGGCGAAGAUGAAGAGGCAUUGUCGCCGGCAGAUUCAAAGCGAUGACGAAGACGAAGAAACCUUGCCUCAGCCGCGGGUUGUGCGUACGCAGGAACCAGAAUACCAUGGGAGGAGGAAAAAAAUUAAGCUCAUAGACGAGGAUGACGAAGAGGAAGAAGUGGGAGAUAAGAAGAAAAGUAAGCAAGUAAAACCGUCAACGUGUGAAAUCACUGGAGAUGAUGUCGAGGAAGAACAUUCGGAGGACGCCAAGCCUAUUGGUGAAUCGAUUAGGGUUUCUGGAAAGAACAGUACAAAGCGAUACCACUUCAAGUCUUUCCAGCAGGAAGGAAUCACCUUCGAGCUUGAAGAUCAUGUGCUUAUAACUCCUGAUUCGGAAUUUGAAAACCCUGGUGUGGCAAUAAUUAAGGAUAUUUUUCAAACUGUAGAUGGGAGUAUCAUGAUUAACAGGCAAUGGUUUUAUCAUCCCAAGCAAGCAGAAAAAGAAGCAGGUAAAAGUUGGAAAUCAUGUGACAGAAGGGAGCUGUUCUUUAGUUUUCGCCUUGAAGAGAUCCCUGUUGAAUCGGUUAUGCACAAGUGCAUAGUGCACUUUAUCCCUAAACACAAGCCGAUACCACCACGUAAACAACAUCCCGGGUUUAUUGUGCACAAUGUGUAUGAUACGAAGGAAAAAAGUAUAUUCGAGCUCACUGAUAAACAUCAUGAGGAAUCGAAACAGCAUGAUAUUGAUCUUCUUGUUCUGAAAUCAGAAACUCCGGGAAGUGUUACAAGCAAUGAAUCAGAGUACUACAAUAUUUUGUCGAAGUUUAAAGCCCUGACUGGUGAAACAAAACGUGACAAAUGGUUAGAGAUGUAUCUUCAAGGAAUUCAGUUUAUCUGUAGUCCAAAGGACAAUGGAGGCGUCGGUGCAGAAAAUGAUAAUAGGCUUAAUAAUGCUGUAACUUUCCUGUGGCCUGACGCUGCUGUUGCAGCUGUGACUGCGCUUGAGAAGGCUGCACAUGAAACCCAUUCUUCAAAUUUCUUGAUGUAUAACCAGAAGAUGAAUCAGCUUUUGGUUAAUAUGAAGAACAAUACCAUGCUAGCCCAGCGUAUGCUAAAUGGAGAGUUAGAACCUUCAAAGAUACUGAAAAUGUCGUCAAAUGAAUUGAAGGACCCUCUAGCAUUACUCGACUCUAUCAGUGACAUCGAUUUGGACGGGAUAUUAGAGAGGGAUGAUGAUAUGGCCAUUGAUGGUGUACAGAACACUAACGUCGAUGAUGAGACACAGCCCCUGUCUCAGUCUGAUUAUGCAGGAUCUUCGAGGAGGAGACGGGGUAAAAACAAGAACACGGCAGUUGGUAAGUUGAAGGUGGGGCAGAAGAUGCCUUUGAAGUUCAACCCGAUAGAUGGUAAGCCUAUGUGUGAUAAUAGGACAAUAUGGUCGAGACAUAUAGGGAGUGUCAUCCGGAACCCCACUGCAUUACCGCACAGGACCUUACAAUGGACUGAUCUGAGCUCCACACAGUUGGAUCACAUUUGGCGGGCUAUCACGGAUCCUUUCCGGUCUGUGGGGGAGCACAUCGACACUUAUCGCCGCCAAGGGCUAUAUCAUGCAAAACAACUUUGGGGUAGAUGGAGAUGUCAGUUGAACACGCAGUACAUUAAGGCUCUAGAAGGUGACGAGACAGCUAUUCGGGCAAAUCCCCCUCCUGAGAUCGCCCCGAGUGAUUGGCAUUAUCUUUUGGAUCGUCGCUUUUUCACUCCGGAGUUUAAAAAAACAAGUACGUCUAAUUCGAGUAACAGGUCGCAUGUUGUGUACAAAAAUCAUGCGGGCAGCGUCUCAUUUACACAAGUCGAGAGACAAAUAGAGAAGACUACCGGACAGUCCCCUAAUUACGCUGACUUAUUUCUCCACACGCAUACAAAGAAACCAACAUUGCAGGAUUCAACUCCGGAGGUUCCCGCUAUUGUUUCUGAGAAAGUGUCUGCGUUGCGCACUGCCAUUGAAGAAGAUCCGAGUCGGAAUGAGCUGCAGUUGACAGAGUACGCGUUCGGGUCUCAGCGACAUGGUAGAGUCUUGGGUAUGGGAUCCGGCGUACGACCUACAUCAUUUAGAGCAGAUGCUCGGGGGAGUGCAUCGAGCAGUCAGCGCACUGACAUCCAACAAUUACGCGAUGAGAAUCGGGCUUUACAGGAGGAGAUGCAGAGGAUGCGGGAGGAGCGUGAAGCUGAGAGACAACAAAAGAUGAGGGAGUGCUCAGACAAAUCACCAUGAUAUUAUCCAUAUUAACCCACCCUCCCUCUCCGACUUCAGAUUAAUAUAUUAAUCUUGUAUAUUAAUUAUGAAUAUUGUUGGGAUUAGUGUAUUUAUUUAUGUUUUUUUGCAAAACAGCUA